UUCAUUUGGUCGUUUUCUUUGAGAAUAGUUGAAUACAAGUUUCCGCUUGGAGCAAAUUGAAUUCAAACUUCUUCUUAAUUCUUCUCAGAUCAUCAUCAUUAAAUGGCGUCCCUUGCUUCCCGCUUGCAGCACUCUGUCACUCCCAAUGCUCUUAGAUCCUAUGUCGCAGAGUUUCUCUCCACUUUCCUUUUCGUCUUUGCCGCUGCCGGCGCUGCCAUGUCUACCAGGAAAAUGACUCCUGAUGCGACAUCGGAUCCAUCUAGCCUAGUGGCAGUUGCAGUUGCGAAUGCAUUUGCAUUGUCCGUGGCAGUGUAUAUAUCAGCCAAUAUCUCCGGCGGCCACGUGAAUCCGGCUGUCACGUUCGGAAUGGCUAUAGGAGGCCAUAUAAGUAUUCCCAUGUCCAUAUUCUACUGGAUUUCUCAGAUGCUUGGUUCUGUCAUGGCCUGCCUUGUUCUGAAAUGCACUAAUCAGCAAGUUCAGACACAUGGAAUUCCUCACGACAUGACUGGUUUCGGAGGAGCAGUGCUCGAAGGUGUAAUGACAUUUGGUUUAGUGUACACAGUUUAUGCAGCUGCUGAUCCUAGACGUUGCGUCCACGGAGCAAUUGGGCCAUUGGCAAUUGGGCUCAUUGUGGGAGCAAACGUCAUGGCUUCGGGCCCAUUUACUGGGGGAUCAAUGAACCCAGCUUACUCAUUUGGCUCUGCUGUUGUCAAAGGUAGCUUUGGUAAUCAAGCAGUGUACUGGGUUGGACCUUUCAUUGGUGCAGCCAUAGCAGGAAUUCUAUAUGAUAAUGUGGUUUUUCCUCCACAAGCGACUGAGUCUUUGAGGGGGAUAGGUGGUGGAAUUGCUGUUUAAGUGCUCUGCAGUUUUUUGUUUCUCUUUGUUGUGUUUUACUUCUUCGUAGUCUGCAUAACAUAUUGAUGUUGCCUUCUCUCUUGUAGAACUACUAGUGCUUAAUCAUAGUCUAGUUAGUUGUGUUGCCAUA
Nicotiana attenuata is the source of this 985-nucleotide messenger RNA. Its product is annotated as probable aquaporin TIP5-1. Gene Ontology annotation, biological process: water transport; transmembrane transport. Gene Ontology annotation, cellular component: membrane. The record is from RefSeq and is a predicted model, not a curated record. The coding region runs from base 103 to 855 and encodes 250 amino acids. Gene Ontology annotation, molecular function: water channel activity. The transcript is spliced from 3 exons. Lineage: Eukaryota; Viridiplantae; Streptophyta; Magnoliopsida; Solanales; Solanaceae.